AUGCACAGAGCGCCACUCACACCAGGGCCCCUUGGAUGGGCUUUAGUGCUGUGCAGAGACCAAGGUUUGGCCUUCAGAUGCCUCCGGGGGCUGGCUGGCCGCCCUGCCCGGCCCCGCCCUGCCGGCUGCUGGGCGCGUGGCACAGAGCUAGCAGGGCAGCCAAGACCCCAUCGUUGGCUGCCACCGCGCCAGGUAGACUCUGUAGACUCAGCUCACACAGGCACAGGCUUUGACCGGGCGCUGCCUUGGAUCCUGCCUCCGCGCCCGCAAGGAGACGCGCGGAUCUCACGUCCCAGUGCGGGUGUCUCCCGGAGUGGCGGUGGCUUAGAGAGCCGCGCCGGCCAGGAGCCUCCGCGCGUCACUGGCAGCUCCAGCGGAUUAGAACUCGCCUCCUUGCUCCUCCCUGCAGUCCCGUUUAAAGUUAAGGCUGGGUUUAAGAGAAAGUUGAGUGAGCCUAGUUUCUUCAGCGCUUUCUUCUGCGAGAUGAACACCAUUCUGCCUUGCCAAGAUCAGUAUUUUGUAGGAGGCCAGUGUUCUAAUUGCCCGUAUUCCACUACCACGUCAGAAUCUGGUGUUGACGUUUCCAAGGAGACUUGGGUCUCUUUCUGGGCUGCUGGUCUCCUGGACAACUCUGAGCUCCAACAGGCACCACAAGUGUUGGAAUCGCCCAGUGGCUUCAGUUUCCCUGUUCCUGAUUCGUGUUCAUGGGAAGAGACUGAGCUCUCAUCCCAGCUCUACAGAAAUAAACAGCUCCAGGAUACUCUACUACAGAAGGAGGAAGAACUUGCUAGGCUACAUGAAGAGAAUAAUCACCUCAGACAAUACCUGAAUUCUACUUUGGUUAAACGUCUGGAAGAGAAGGCCAAGAAAUUGCUGUCAUCGGAUGAGUUUUCCAAAGUGUUUGGAAAACUCAGGAAAGAGAAGAGGAAACCCAAAGAACACAGACACCCCCCUACUGAGAUUCCCCAGUCCAAAACUGCCAAGAGAAACCCCUCCACGGAGUUUACUCACUGUGAACAACAACCUGGGCCCCAUGUGGACCCCUGGGUUCUUCAAACCCUUGGGUUGAAAGACCUCAACACCAUUGAUGACACCCUACCAGCUAACUACAGUGCCACCGCUGUCGCCUCUCAUCUCAGAACAGUUCCCAGUACAUCCUCCCAGUUUGUACACGAUGAAGUUGGCUAUGCUAAUGUCCCCAGAGAUCUACACCUUGACUAUGUACGUCAGAGAACGCAUGCCUCACACACCACCUCCAUUCACCAAGAUGAUUGUUUCAGUUUUCCUAGGCUUUCUAAUCCUCCAGUAAGGGUGCAAACUCUUCCUUACCACACUGCAGAUGUGUCACCCAACAAGACAGAGGUGGCCUUUUCCACUUCUUUGAGCCCUCACUGCAAUGUGAAAACGCAUUCUUUCCACCAGGGACAAGCCUUUGUGCGUCGAGAUGAGGAGGGAGGUUGGAAGUUUACCUGGGUCCCUAAGCAGACCUAGUGACUCCCUUCUUCUAUCACAGAGUACUGCCAGGACCUCCAUCUACGAAGACCUCUUGCAUAAGGACUUGACCACUGAGAACACAGCAGCCCUUGCCUGCCU
Messenger RNA from Rattus rattus (black rat), 1593 nucleotides. It is a transcript of the gene Gmnc, whose product is annotated as geminin coiled-coil domain containing. Gene Ontology annotation, biological process: negative regulation of cell cycle; negative regulation of DNA replication. Gene Ontology annotation, cellular component: nucleus. Bases 1 to 1491 code for a protein of 496 amino acids. The record is from RefSeq and is a predicted model, not a curated record. The transcript has 6 exons. Lineage: Eukaryota; Metazoa; Chordata; Mammalia; Rodentia; Muridae.